Molecule: messenger RNA, 5249 nt
Organism: Sciurus carolinensis (gray squirrel)
Lineage: Eukaryota; Metazoa; Chordata; Mammalia; Rodentia; Sciuridae
Gene: Znf177
Product: zinc finger protein 177
Exons: 10
Coding region: 2159-3118 (319 amino acids)
Biological process (GO): central nervous system development; regulation of transcription by RNA polymerase II
Cellular component (GO): nucleus
Molecular function (GO): DNA-binding transcription factor activity, RNA polymerase II-specific; RNA polymerase II cis-regulatory region sequence-specific DNA binding
Source: RefSeq, a predicted model, not a curated record
CUGGGAGGCUCCGAGGGCCCGCUCUGUCCGUCAGCCCCGGAGCGUGCGGGUUUUCACCGGGUGGGUAAAGAGAACCAGAACGGUGGAUGAGGCUGGGGAGGGACCAGGCUCGGCCUGCCGAGUGGACUCAGGUGAGAGCAGACCUGGGGCGUGGCUUUUAAUAUUCCAGAGGCCAGGGUGUUCUGGUCCUUGCUCCUAAUACCAUUUCAAUAAUGAGGAAACAAUUUUGUGGAAAAGGAAAAAGAAGUUUUAUUGAUUUACUUGCAAAAGAAAAACACAGGGGACUCCUGUCCCAGAAGAAAGGUGACUAAUGAGUGAUGGUGACAAAUGAGUAAUGCCUGUUGCUUAAAGAUUCAUGGUAUGAGACAAGACUCCAUUAUUACUUAACCAAAAGGAAUCGAGAGUAACCUGUUCACUCAUUUCAGACACGCUGGCCAUUGGUCUUUCCCCAUGUGGUAAGACAGGCUGCUCAGCAUUUUAUGGCAACUUAGAAUUUGUACGGAGUGGCUUCCAGGCUUGUGAGUAUGGAAACUGUGGGCAUCCUGGGGUCUCAGGUUUUAUUUUCUCUUCUCAAGAUCCUCAAGACCUUUUCUGUCUUCAUGAGGCAAAAUCAGAAGAAGAAAGUAUGGUGACCGAGUGGUUGACAAAUUAUUCUCAGGUAAGUAGGAAAUUGACUUUUCAGUGGAAAAAUAUGCUGCUUUCUAUCAAGUAACUGUAUUUCCUCUAAGUGGAAAAGAACUUUUUCAAACAAAGAGGACUUAGGGACUAAGUUUCCAGUGAGAUUUCCUCAAGUUAUAGCCUCUCAUGUGGUUAACAAAUUACAUAAGGAAGUAAUACCAUUAUUCCAGUACUUACUAAUCUAAAUUUCAUUUAUGCUUGAUUGUACACUUUCAUUUUUCUAUGGUAGACUGCAAAGGAGAGAAUGAACGUACUUCUCAGAAUUUAUGUUCACUGAACCUUUUAUUUGAGUGCCUGUAAUGUGCUCACGACUACAGUAAAACCUGUUAGUGGAGAAAAAGAAGGCCAGAAGGGAUCACUGUUUAACAUGGUAAGAUGCAGUUAGGUGAAAGAGAUGCUCUUAAAGCCAUGUGACUAAAUUAGAUCACCACUGAAUAUGAACAGAUAGAAAAGAGAAGAGCAGUGAGGACCAUCAAGUGAUAGAAGACCAUGGAACCCAUCAAAGCAGUGGGUCCCUCAUUCUCCUCCAAAGGACAUAGUAGAGAUGGUAACUUGUCUCAUGCCAGCAUGUUUGUUAUGGUUUAGGACUCAGUGUCCUUUGAGGAUGUGAACUUGACCCAGGAGGAAUGGAUUUUGCUGGACCAAACUCAGAGAAACUUAUACAGAGAUGUGAUGCUGGAGAACUACAAGAAUCUAAUUGCAUUUAAUAAGGCUGGUACCAUUUCUUCAAUUUAGUUUUUCCUGAAUAAAUAUGAAGUAUUAUAUUUUAGGCUCUGCAAAUUAAUAGCAGUACAAUCAUAAACAAACCAAACACGCUCUUUUCAUAGACCUUAGUGUCUAGUGACUUUUUCAUGAGCAUGGAAAUCUAUUUGUUGUACUGGUUUUCUUUUCUCCAUGGAUAAAAGACUUGGGGCUUCAUAACUAUGUGUACAGGCUUAAGCCUGUGUUACAGAGGAAAGAUCCCUGAUCUUUUUGUUACACAAGGAAAGAGAAAACUAGUCUAUUUGUAUUUGCAGUUCACGUGAAAGCUUACUGGCUGAUUAUGCUGGACUUGAAGAUCAUGCUGUUUCUCAGUUAUGCCUGAAGUGACUAGAAUGCCAGAAAAGCAGAACCUUGGCCCGUGGUUUAUGGAAACAUCCGUCAUCCUUGCACCUUCUUCUUACAUCAUGUCUCUUUCCCUCAGAGCAGGGAACCAGCCAUGUAGACCUGGUCUGACUUUUCAUGUGGUGCUAGAAGAGCUGAGGACAGUGAGGAAAGUUCUCCAAGGUGAAAGAAAAGGCAGAUGUGAUUCUUUGAGAAACAGCCAUUAUCUAGAAGAGAGCUGAAACUUCUCUGCUGGCCUCCUAGACUUCCCCAGGAGAAUCCCUACCGCAAGGCAUUCUCAUCAUAGACGGUUGGGCUAAGAGUGUCAAGAGAGAUGCACAAAGCUCUGUUUGCUUAGGACCAUGUCCAGCUAGGACAGAAAUACAAGAGAGAAAGAAUGGCUGCAGGCUUGCUGCCAGCUUGGUCACAGAAUUCAGUGACCUUCCAGGAAGUGGCAGUGGACUUCUCCCAGGAAGAGUGGGCAUUGCUGGACCCUGCUCAAAAAAAUUUAUACAGAGAUGUGAUGCUGGAGAACUUUAGGAACCUGGCCUCAGUGGGGUAUCAGCUCUGCAAACACAGUCUGAUCUCCAAAGUGGAACAGGAAGAGCUGAGGACAGAUGAGAAAGGAAUUUUCCAAAGCACCUCUAAAAGUGAACUGGGAAAUUCCACUAAAGAUACAAUUCCUGUGCAGAAUGUUCCUGGAAAUACAAAAUUCAGUGGCAUAAAAAUGAAAUGUGUCAGAACUCACACUAGAGAGAAACUCUAUGAGUGCAAUGACUGUGGAAAAGCCUUCAUUUUUCAGUCCUCCCUUAAGAAACACAUGAGAUCCCACACCGGAGAGAAACCUUAUGAGUGUGAUCAUUGUGGGAAAUCCUUCAGCCAGAGCUCUCAUCUCAAUGUACACAAAAGAACUCACACUGGAGAGAAACCCUAUGAUUGUAAGGAGUGUGGGAAGGCCUUCACUGUUCCUUCAUCCCUUCAGAAACAUGUGAGAACCCACACUGGAGAGAAACCCUACGAAUGCAAUGACUGCGGAAAAGCCUUCAUUGAUCAGUCAUCCCUUAAGAAACACACACGAUCUCACACUGGAGAAAAGCCAUAUGAGUGUAAUCAGUGUGGAAAAUCCUUCAGCACAGGCUCUUACCUUAUUGUGCACAGAAGAACUCACACAGGAGAGAAAACCUAUGAGUGUAAAGAAUGUGGAAAGGCCUUUAGGAAUUCCUCUUGCCUGAGGGUACAUGUGAGAACACACACUGGAGAGAAGCCCUAUAAAUGCAUGCAGUGUGGAAAAGCCUUCAGCACAAGCACUAACCUUAUAAUGCACAAGCGAAUACAUACAGGGCAUAAAAGUCUAUGAAUGAAAUGACUUUGAAAGUUAUGUUGUCUCAUUCUUCAUUCUAGAACUCACACUGGAGAGAAACUGUAUUGUAAACAAUGUGGAAAAAGCACUGAGGCACAACUCUUAAUGAUCUUACCAGUAAUGACUGUUUCAUCCUCAAAGUGCCAUAACUCAUUAAUUUGUAAGCAUUAAAGACAAUGUAUCAGUAAACUCUGCUUGACUCACGCCAUAAAAGUUUUGAUAAUGUAAUAUUAUAAGUUAGUACUAAAUAAUGUCUGAUUCCCAUCAAGAUAUUUUAGACCCACAAAUAAUUUACAAGUGAGUUUAUUAAUAGGCAGAUCCUAUACAUAAUUUUAGUUAAUUUAUUUUAACUCAUUUUGGGCAGAAAACAUAGUCUUCAUGGUAUAGACCCAUGUACAAAGUUGGUAGACACUUGCUGUGUGGCAUACUGUAGCUGAUAGAACUGGUUAUUGUCCCACUAUUCGUCCCCCACCUCCUGACCUUGUUCCUUAAACUCUUAGACAAUUUUGUUCAAUUUGGCAAUAUGGAAAUGGGGUUUAAGCACUCAUUUCCCAGCUUGCCUUGCAGCAGUAUGAUUGGCCAGAUGUGUCCACAGUCCUUACCAAUGAGAAGAUAGAUAUCACUGAAUGUGGCUUCUGAGGAAAUUCAUGGAAAAGGGAACAUCUCAUCUAGCAUUUUCUCUUUACCAUUUGCCCUUUCUCUUAUGCUUUCUUUUUUCCUAAGAAAUACAUCAUCAAGAGAAUAACAGUUACAAGAUAUUAAUGACACAACAGAGGAUACAUAAUAUCUACCUGCACCAAUCCUGGACUGCUUAUCUCUAAAUUUCAUGUUACAUGAGAAAAUAAACUCCUAACUGGUUUAAACUAUUCUUUUUACUGGGGAUUGAACUCGGGCACUCGACCACUGAACCACAUCCCCAGCCCUAUUUUUGUCUUUUUUAUUUAGAGACAGGCUCUCACUGAGUUGCUUAGCACCUUAUUUCUGCUGAGGCUGGCCUUGAACUGGCAAUCCUGCCUCCACCUUCCAGGCUGCUGGGAUUACAGGUGUGCACCACUGCGCCUGGCUAAACUACUCUUGUGAGAUGUUUUGCCUGUAACUGAUUUCAGUCCCAGCUGUGAUAUCUGAUGUGCAGUCAAGUUUUAUGAAUUCUUCAUAUAUGGUUGAAACCAGUGUUUUCUAAUUGUUGGAUGUAACAGGCUAUCUAUCCAUGUAUCCAUUGGGUAAAUAUUCUUGUGUUUUAAAUUUGUAUAAUUACAAGCUAUCUCCUGAUCUGCCAAUUAUUGAGAAGUAUGCUACAAUGUCACACCAUAACUAAGCUGUCAAAUGUUUUUUUUUAAAGAAUUUCUCUUACUUUCAGGCACCAUAAUCGAAUGCAUAUAAGUUUACUCAUUUUUACAUGUUUCUGCUAAACUGUCCCUUUAUUCUUACGUAGUGCACAUCCUUUUUCCCUGAUAAUUAAGUACUCAUUAAUUCACUUGAUACAGCUGUGACCUACUGACCUAACUAAUGCCAUUUUCUCCACACCAACUUGUAAAGAUGAGAGCAACAUCUUUUCUCAGUACUCAGUUAAUGCUGUUCCUACAGUAACAUCUCAGUAUUCAGCUGCAGCUGUCCUCUAUAUUGAUGGUUAUAUGCGAUUGGCCCUGAGAAAAAAGGAAGUAUCAAGUACUUUAUAUGCCUUAGUAAAGUACAUAGGAAUGAUAGGACAAGAAGUAGACCAAACCUAGUAAAGGAAUUCAACUGUCUGCAGCAUGCUGAGAUGUUCUUGCCAAGGUGAAAGGAACUUGUAACACCUAAUUCAAAGAAAUAGCACAGUGCUUGACAUGCUUUUUUGAGUUCUGGAAGCAUUAUAUAAUACACUUGAGUAUUCUACAUUGAACUAUCUACAGAUGACUAUACUACUGAAUUCUGCCCUAUAAAAGAAACAAGCAAUAUGGAAACAAUUUGAGAAUCAAUUUGAGGAACACAUUCUGGCAAUAUAUGAAUGCAACAUAACCAGGAAAGCAAACCAAGACAAAGACUGUAUAGAACACAAAAACCUUCAAAAGUCAUUUAUAAAAGUAGGUAGUUUUCAAAAAGAGAAUCUAUCAUGUUCAGUUUAACUUUAUCCAGAAAAAGAAAGUUGGUU